Molecule: messenger RNA, 1599 nt
Organism: Prorocentrum cordatum
Lineage: Eukaryota; Dinophyceae; Prorocentrales; Prorocentraceae
Source: the annotation of a GenBank genome assembly
AUGCUGGGCGCGCAGCCUCCGCGCGGGGCGCCGGCGAGAGAGCGCUGGUUCGGGGCGGCGGCGGCCGAGCCGCUCGCGAGAGCCUGGCGGGGCGGCUACGGCGACCCUGACGAGGGCGGCGCCCCAGCGAGAGAGCGCUGGGCCGGAGCGGCCGCGGCCGAGCCGCUCGCGAGAGCCUGGCGGGGCGGUUACGGCGACCCUGACGAGGGCUGCGCCCCAGCGAGAGAGCGCUGGCUCGGGGCGGCGGCGGCCGAGCCGCUCGCGAGAGCCUGGCGGGGCUGCGGCGACCCUGACGAGGGUGGCGCCCUCGCGAGAGCCUGGCGGGGCGGCUGCGGCGACCCUGACGAGGGUCGCGCCCCAGCGGGAGAGCGCUGGGCCGGGGCGGCGGCGGCCGAGCAGCUCGCUGGGAGCAGGUCUUGCGGCCUCGGCGGCCCUGUCGAGGGCGGCGCCCCAGCGCCCAGCGCCUACAUGUCACGCAGCACGGAGGCAGGCCCAUGGUAUUGCAAAUGGUGCAAGCAUGAGCCUACGGGAACGAGCUGGAUCAACCUUGGUGAUCAGAAGUGGUGUGGCAAGUGUGGCAUCCCGAAAGGUUCCGCUUUCUACGGGGUGCCCCCGCCCAAGGUCCCAGUGCAGCGCUCUCAUGAACUGGCCACGAAGCGUGAGAAGCUCCUCACUAAGCAGUUGGAAGAGUUGCAGCAGCGCAUGCAGAAGUUGGUUGGCAGUCAUAAUGGUACGGAGUUGGAGUCCAAGGAGCCCGCUAUUCCUCCCUGGGCUAAAGGCACUGGAGUGGCGGUCAAGCGUGAGCGCCUCACCAAGCUUGGCAGCCUGCUCAAGCUCCUGUCGGGGCCUGAGGACGCCGAGCAGCGUGCGGUGUAUGAAGCCGAGAAGCAGCGCUUGCAGGCCGAGCUUCAGGCCGACAAACCUAUCGAGGCCAAUCUGCAGGGGCUCACCAGUCAGCUCAAGACCGCUCGCACGAAGCUGUCCAGCAUCGCUGUCAAAAAAGAGGCUGCUCGUGCGACGCUGGAGAAGGCCAAGCUGGCCCUGGCGCAGGUCGAGCAGGACGAGCAAGUUGCUAACAAACACAUCGUGGAGCUUGAGGAGAGGCUGCGCCAUGUGGUCGGUCCCGCGGUGCAGUUCGAUGACAAGUCACCGUCUCUGUCCACAUUCUUGCCAGGCAUGGAGGCCACGGUCGAGCAGUUCGACGCCGUGGUCCGUGCGCUGGGCGGUUCGGAGCGGUUCAGCACAGACCUCGUCGCCAUGCGCGCGCUGGUGCAGAAGUUCAAGGAAGCCCCAGAGGUUGCAGCUGCACCUGAACCGCCUCAGCACGAGACUCAGUCCACUCCUCCUGAGGCUCGAGAAUCCAUGGAUAUCGACGAUGAUGAAGAUCAGGAUCGUGCUAAUGCUCACGUCGAUGGCCUGGACGGUCGCACAUGCCGUGAGCAUCUCAAAGAGUGCGGUAUCGAUGUCGACGUGGGCGGGGAUGAUGACGAGAUUGACGACACUAAGGAGCGUGAGCUUCGUGACAAGCUCAAGCGUCAUUUGGCCCAAGUUCACUCGCUUACCAAGAAGUUCAAGACCAGUGGUGCGACCGCUGCGUAA